Suillus subalutaceus is the source of this 928-nucleotide messenger RNA. RefSeq lists its product as uncharacterized. The record is from RefSeq and is a predicted model, not a curated record. The transcript has a single exon. The coding region runs from base 208 to 678 and encodes 156 amino acids. Lineage: Eukaryota; Fungi; Basidiomycota; Agaricomycetes; Boletales; Suillaceae.
GUUGUUUUGGCCCAACGCGGUCUUUCAUAAUUUUCGCGAAGCGAGCCGAGUUUAACUCGACCGAACAACACUAAUAUCAUAGUCCUCGCGGUGAGCUGCCCCUCUAGUCCAUCUGCGACAAGUAUACAACACAAGUGAUUACUAGUCUCAGUUUCAACAAUCUUCCUCUCUGAAGAACCACGGUCUGGUCGUACUUUCAUCUUCACCAUGAAACUCACGUCCGCUCUUGUGCUUUCAUUCGUCGCUAGUGCGCAAGCAGCAACAUCGCAUUCUAGCAUGAUCCUACCCAGCGGAGUUCCAGCGUAUGUAGCUUUCCCUUUAUGCCUACUUCCCUUCAAACCAAAUCAAAACAAAAAUACUCAUGUACAACGACGUAUAGAUCAGGCAGUACGCUAUCCUCUCUCUUCUCAUUCCGAGUCAACAUCUCUGCAGAGCGUGUUUUCAUCCCUCAGCACUGCCAACCCUACUGGGACACCUAGUGGCAUAACUAUUUCCACACCUACUUCCACCAUCACAAUUACUCCCACCGUAACGUCUCCUUCGUCCAGCGGGUCUUCAUCGAGUACGACGAGCGCACAAGCUACGACAACCUCUAGCGCUGCAGGACGAACAGAAGUAGGGUUGGGAUUGGGGUUGGCUGGGGGAGUUGCUGCGGGCUUACUUGGGUUCUUUUUCUAAACAAGUACGUUUUUCGGUCGUGACGUAUGUAUUCAUGUUGAUCUGAGGACAACGUGCGGGGAUAAAAGUCGAGAGGUCUUACGUCCAUGUGUGCUGCGGGCCCGGAAAAGUGUUAAAUUGGUAUAUUCAUUUAUCUGAGGAUAACUACGGAUCGCAGGAUAUUGAAAUAGACUUUGAUUGACGCGCCUACAUAACUCCCUUAGGCCGUUUUACAGCGUCCAUGGAUGGAUGUUAUAUUCCUGUCAUCAGC